AUGACUUCGGAACAGCAACUUCCAGUUUAUUUUGACUUUGUGGUCGCGCGUUCAACUUCGAUACGAGGACAUCACGGAGAGCCGACGACUCCCUUUCGUAGUUCACGUCGGGGUAGUAUACACUCACAGAGCAUUGUCUUAGAAUAUCACUCUCAGAGGUAGCGAUUUCUGCACGUGCGAAGUAAUCCAAAUUGUCAACCUUAUAGCUGCCAUUUCGACAUGUUUCGUGAUUUCGUGUCAAGAAAUCGCACAGCCGACGUCGUACAGAAGGGCCGAGAGGAAUAUCGGUUCUUAGCCGUUUUUCUCUCAUCUUAACUUCAUCAACCGUGUCUGGUUCAGGUAAUACUUGGUCCCACUUUAUACUGCUUGCGACAGUGCGGCAUUUCGAAACUGUUGAUGACGUGAUUUUCAAGAAAGGCAAAAGUGUUGUUGCGACUUUCUUGGUUUUCGCUUCCGGAUACCACAUGCGAAAUGGACGAUCUUGAUCCACCUAUGCUUCUCAUACUUUCCUUAUGAGCAAAUGAUUCAGAAGAAAACAAAGAAACAAAUGACUUACUUGUACAGGUUUUGUUUUUUCUAAAGUAGUUUUAUGUAGGCAAUACACUUUACUUGUUGCAGUACGAGCCCGUUCAGCUUCUUCAAGAGCUAGUAAAGGUGAGACGUGAAUGAUGUCGCAGCUUGCGCGACGCUGAGUAGACAGAAAUGUUAUCUCGUUAGUUCUUUCUCCAUCCUUGUAGUCCCACUGGUCAUUUUCACUUUCCUCGCUUUGACCAAAAAAGGUUGCUCUUGAGGGCCAUAAAAUCCAACUAUCUUCCAUACCUGGUGACUAAACAUCUAAGCAAUGGCUGA
This is a messenger RNA of Haemonchus placei, 849 nucleotides long. The record is from the annotation of a GenBank genome assembly. Lineage: Eukaryota; Metazoa; Nematoda; Chromadorea; Rhabditida; Trichostrongylidae.